UGUAGCCAAGGAAUUAUCUACUAUGAAGUAAAAUGUUUUGCGAUGAAAUGCUUUCGUUUCAGAGCACAACGAAAAUUAGAGCGACGACUGAAGACCAUCAAUCGUCCAGGGUUCGAAUCGAGUCUUGACCCGGACACCUACUGGAGUUUACCGUUCAAUCAGUUGAUUCAUCAGAAACGUAGCUUCAUCGGUUGCCACAAACUGUACGGCACUGUAACCUUUGUACCAUAA
Messenger RNA from Anisakis simplex (herring worm), 231 nucleotides. NCBI's taxonomy places the organism in Eukaryota, Metazoa, Nematoda, Chromadorea, Rhabditida, Anisakidae. The record is from the annotation of a GenBank genome assembly.